Messenger RNA from Micropterus dolomieu (smallmouth bass), 1502 nucleotides. RefSeq names its product cyclin-dependent kinase inhibitor 1C-like. The record is from RefSeq and is a predicted model, not a curated record. Bases 174 to 821 code for a protein of 215 amino acids. NCBI's taxonomy places the organism in Eukaryota, Metazoa, Chordata, Actinopteri, Centrarchiformes, Centrarchidae. The transcript has 3 exons. Gene Ontology annotation, cellular component: nucleus. Gene Ontology annotation, biological process: regulation of cell cycle. Gene Ontology annotation, molecular function: cyclin-dependent protein serine/threonine kinase inhibitor activity.
UGUGGUGGAGAGAGACGGGCGAGCGAGGAGAAAGAAACAAACUCUCUCACGCACAUUUAAAGCACAACAACAACAACAACAACAACACCUGAUAUCCUACUCUCUCAUCGGGGAUCAAUCAGCCAAAUCGGGCAUCUUUACAUUUUUUGGGCUUUGUUGGAAAGAUUUUGGAGAUGUCUAACGUUCAGUUAUCGAGCAGCGCGCUGGAGAGGCUGGUGGCCAGGAGGACCUUCCCUCUCCACAGACGCACGAGCGUCUGCCGCAACCUCUUCGGGCCGGUAGAUCACGACGAACUGAGCCGGGAGAUGAAAACCAAGUUGCGGGAGAUUUCCGAGCUGGACCAACAGAGAUGGAACUUUAAUUUCGAGACCAGCACCCCGCUGGAUGGGGAUUACGAGUGGCAAGAGGUGCCCGUGGAUAAGACCCCGGUGUUUUACCAGGACUCUGUACAGAACGACAGGACCAGGGUGCCGGCGACGCCCGUCAAGAAGAUGCCUUCCUCGGACUCUGCUCCCCAGGAGAUCCCUCUCGUGGAUGUACAGGAGCGCUUGGCCUUGCCCGAGAGCACCAGCACUCCCUCCCCAGCUGAGGUCAACCAGGAGAACCGCACAGACAAGCUCAACUCAGGGAGGCCGACUCACAGACAGGUCCCGUGUGUUAGGCGCAAGAGGACGGCCACUACUGACAACAACACACACAUCACAGACUUCUUCGUGAAACGAAAGAGGGCUGCUGAUAGAAAAUCGAAUGAUAUGGGCGCCUGCCAUCACUCCAAGUCUCCAAUCCCAUUGGAACAAACUCCACGGAAGAGAAUCCGUUGAAGGUGGUUUUGCACUAUUUCCCAUCGCAUUUCGAUGACGGAGGGGAGAAUGUUUCUCCCUACUUCUUAAAUGCCUGGAGAAGAGAAAACGGGACCGGCCCGCUGCUGCGGCUCGGUGAGACCCGGCGGAGCGCAGCCUGAACACCGGACCAGACUCUCAGGACUGAACGGUUUGGGGGGGAGGGAGUGGAAAGAGAAAAAUUAUCGGAUUACUUAUCCAGUACAAAUGUAGCAUUCAUUGUUGCUUUUGCAUACAGCCACUCGACAGUGUUAAAUGUUUUAACAUCUGUGCAAUCCUAAAUUACUUUAAAAGAAUUGUCUACACUGGCCUAAAGUGUACAGCUUUAUAGAGACAAUAGCUUAUAAAUGUUUAUUUCUGUUCUGUUUCUGUAAAUGUAUAUUUUUAAGACUAUUCUAACUUAUAAUUUAUUUAUGUUUCUUUUAUAUUUGUUAAAUGCCUUGUUGAUUUAGCCAAAGGGCAUGUUUCUAAUUUUAUUUUAUUUUAUUAUUUCCAUUUUGUAUUGUGAUGUUUUUGCAAUCAUGUAGCUUCCCCAUAGUAGUCAACACUUGAAAAAAAUAGGUUUCUUUGUGUUUCUGAGCCGUUAAUUUGUGUUUUCAUAUAAGUGCCCUAAUUAUGUCUUGCAAAAGAUGAGAAUAAAAUAUUUUUCACUUCAACCUUAAA